ACUGAAGUUAAGCCUGACCAGACAUAAGAGGCAUUAGAACAGACGCCAGCUACAAUUAGACUUUGGUUUGAGCGUAUGCAAAUCUCAGCUCGAUCGUAAAACCAUUUUGAGAAAACCCAAACUGAGGUUCAUUAAUGAACAGUCGUCAUAAAAUCAGGCCUACGUACGCCUGAGAAUUCAUUCAUUUAAUUAGGCAGGUAUUCACAAUAUACACAACAGUCGCAAUAGUCACAGACAAUCGACGAGGUGCUGGAAGGGUAUUGCAAAAUCAGAUUUCCAUUUCAUGUAAUUAAAUCCGACUAGAAAUGGCUAUCGCUCCCUCCGCCGGACAGCCGCACGGAUAGCAGGAGAGUUUCACCGGAAUACAUGUAAAGCAAAAGAAAAGCAUAACACCUGCAAAAGGUAGCAAGUGAAUUUGCGAUUCGGCGGAAGUACGCAAAAUUCGAAUCCGCAGCAAGAUACAUAUAUUCUGAAAAAAAAAAGAAAAACAUCAAGGUGAACAGCAUUUGUAAGGAAAGAAAUUAGAAAAUGAAUUACUAUGACGAAGAGAUCACAAUCAGUGGGUCAGCGGAUGGCAAGCACCUGAGCAGGGUGCCAAUGGAGCGCCAGUCGAGCCGGGCGAGCGGAGGAGCAGCAACUCGAGCAGAAGGCAGGCAGCGGAAAAUGCAAAUGCAGGGCAACUCCGCGGACGACGAUGGCCUGCUGCAAGACAUCAUUGACCACGACGAUGAGGGCGAUGAUAGCGACAACGAUGACGACGAUGAUGACGAUAGCGAACUGCAGUUGGGCGGCACGGCGGCGUCCGGUUCACGGCCACUGACGCGUCCGGGCAGCGCACGGAAUGUGCAGCCAAUGGCCAUGGGUGAUGACCAGCUAAGCUUUGGUAGCUCGGAUGAGGCAGCCGGAGAGCUGACAACAGGCGUCAAAUUACUGCAGCAACAAAAAAAGCUGCCACAGCCACAGACGCAGCAGCGGUCCAGCUCUGGGCGGGAGCAGGAGAAAGGGACUACGUUUGAGCUGACGCCGGAUAAGUGGGAGCAGCUUCCGCUGCAACCGGAAUUGAAGGAACUAUUUCCCUACAUACUCAAGUAUACGCCGCAAACGAUCGACACGCCCUACCACCUGCAGCCCUUUGUGCCGGAGUUUGUGCCCGCCGUGGGCGAUGUAGAUGCCAUGCUGAAGGUGCAGGCGCCGGCUCUGCUGCAGCCCCAGGCGCCGCGUCAGCGCGAGCUGGAUGAGCAGCUGCAGCGCCUGGGCCUCGUGCUGCUGGACGAGCCAUCUGGCGCACAGAGUGAGCCCAGCCUCCUGAACAUGAAGCUGCGUUCGGUGCUGAGUGGCAGCCGAGCCGGCAAUUCGCGCCAUGCCGCUCGCUCGGCGACGCAGGUGCCCACCGCAAAGACGGCCAAGGAUAUUGAGAAGUGGAUUGCUGAGGUGGAGCAGGUUCACAUGACGCAAUCCAUGUACGACGCACAGCCCAGAAAGGACAUCGACGCCCUGCUGGAGAACUGGCCCCGCUCCUUUGGCACCCCAGCCAGCAAGGAGGCUGUCGACGAGGCCUAUCGCGCCUGUCUGCAGCAACAAAUCUCGCUGGUCGAUUACGUUCGGGCGCUGUGCGAACACUUCGGUGUGGAGGGGCCACUGGAAACCCAAUCGGAUUACAUACACAAUAUACAGACGCUGUUUGCCCUCUACCUGGCCGCCAGUCAGGCCUGGGAGUAGACGCAGCAGUUUAUGGAGGUCUUGCACUAAUAACGCUAAUGGCUUCGAUUAAGUGACAGCCAGACGCCGUUUGUUUGCCUUUGUGCGGGAUGUGACCGCUGUUUGGCCAUUAAAUCGACUGGAAAGCACCUUACUCUUUCACUCUAUCUGUAUCUCUAUGUCUAUGGCUAUCUUUGUCUCUCUUGGUUCAAGUUGAUGCUGGGGUUGGGAGCUUUACGUCCGCUGCACUUUGUACUGCGAGUUCCGUUUUAU
Molecule: messenger RNA, 1971 nt
Organism: Drosophila arizonae
Lineage: Eukaryota; Metazoa; Arthropoda; Insecta; Diptera; Drosophilidae
Gene: IFT46
Product: intraflagellar transport 46
Biological process (GO): intraciliary transport; cilium assembly
Cellular component (GO): microtubule organizing center; intraciliary transport particle B; motile cilium
Source: RefSeq, a predicted model, not a curated record